GUGGCCUUUAUCCUCGCCACCUCGGCCGAAACAAUCCCGAGGGAGCUCAAAUGGACUGACGAUACGUUCGGGCCAGAUGGGCCCUGGCGUGCAAUCCAUGUACAAAUGGGAUAUGAAGAAACUUCAAUCGGCCUCUUCCCUGGCAGCGCCUGGGAGACGUGGUUAAUCGAUGACAAUUACUGCCAAACAGGUACCUGUUAUGCCUCCAAGGCUGGUACCUAUGACAAAUCCUCAGGCGACGACGGGGGCAUCCGGUUAGAUGGCGGUCUCAACAGCUUCAUGCUCGGCUUGAACCUUGAGGGCGAGCCAGGCACUCGAUAUUUGGACGACAUGUCGUUGAACGGCAUCACGGUGGAAAACGUGAGUCUUGUCCUGUUGGAGUCCCAGAUGAUCAGAUAUCCCGGCGGGCAAACAUCGCCGUUCUUCGCUGGCUGUCUGAGCUUAGGCGGUACUGGCGCGACAAACCAGACUUUCACCCUAGACGAUGCUCCCGCCAUAAAUGCCAGUCUCCCGCCAGGCUGGAUGUGGGAAACCGAGUGGACACCAUCCAACUCUUUCGGCAUGCACAUUGGAUCGGUACAGCCUGCCAUGUCUGGCUCUCUCUGGUUCGGGGGCUACGACCAGAACCGCGUCGUGGGAGACAUCCUCAGUAUGAAGGGAAAUCCUAGAAAUGGCAUCACACUCUGGGACAUUGGUAUCGAGGAUAUUGGAAACAAUUCCCUUUUCGAACCCGGCGCCGAGGAUAGCCUUCUUGCCAAAGGGAAUUCCUCUAUCGUGAGUGGGCUCAAGGUCUCGAUAGACGGCUGCUCGCCCUAUCUCACUCUUCCCAAAUCCACUUGCGACAACAUCGCCACCCACCUCCCAGUGAGUUUCAACGAAGAUCUUGGUCUAUAUCUCUGGGACACAAAGUCGGACAAGUACCACGACAUCAUCAACUCCGCUACAGCCUUGAGCUUGUCAUUUAUUUCCGGCUCCAACACAAAGCUGGUAAAGAUACGCGUUCCUUUUCUGCACCUCAACCUAACUCUAUCGGCGCCCCUCGUCAACGAACCAGUUCCUUACUUCCCAUGCCAUGUCAACGACAAAGGGGUAUAUGUUCUAGGCCGAGCAUUCCUCCAAGACGCCUUCAUAGGGGCCAACUGGGACCCCUCCGCCGAGACUUGGUGGUUAGCUCAAGCCCCAGGUCGUAAUAUCCAAGCCACCACGAAUGUCGUAUCGAUCGGAAAGGAAGACAAAACCAUCGUCAAGGGUGGUAAUGAUUGGAAGGUAUCCUGGGAUGGAGUCUGGAACGAUGACUCCGAUGAGCAAGCCCCCUCGAGCACUCCAACGAGCGACGCCAAUGACAAAGAGAAUAACAAAGAGAAUAACAAGGAUGGCAGGGGCGAGAUGUCAACUGGCGCCAAGGCUGGUAUCGGUAUUGGCGGCGCUGCUGCUUUCCUAGCGCUUGGGCUUGGAGCAUUCUUCUUCUGGCGUCGGCGUCGAAGCCAAGCCCAGCCGACACAAACACCAUCUGCCACCUCCCCAAAAACAGCGUCAAGCGAACCGCUUCCAAAUGAAAUGCCGAACCACGAGAUGCAGCACGGAUCAUCAUCGCCUUACCAAAGAUACGAGAUGCCUUCCUAAACCUGCAGCGGAUGUAUUAAUAUUCGGUUCUUAGGCUAGCCAUGGUAUUUUUUGGGUGGAACUUCUUCCAUUUGAUCGCGUUAUGCUUCGGGCUUAAUUGGUUCUUGUUGUUUCCUAGCUACUGCUUUUUCAGUUUAUAUUUAGAGAGCCCCACUGAGGAUACAGCAGGAGGUUUCUAC
This is a messenger RNA of Ilyonectria robusta, 1802 nucleotides long. RefSeq names its product aspartic peptidase domain-containing protein. NCBI's taxonomy places the organism in Eukaryota, Fungi, Ascomycota, Sordariomycetes, Hypocreales, Nectriaceae. The annotation marks the transcript as partial. The record is from RefSeq and is a predicted model, not a curated record. The transcript has a single exon.